Molecule: messenger RNA, 1105 nt
Organism: Tricharina praecox
Lineage: Eukaryota; Fungi; Ascomycota; Pezizomycetes; Pezizales; Pyronemataceae
Exons: 2
Coding region: 142-822 (226 amino acids)
Source: RefSeq, a predicted model, not a curated record
GUAACUACUGGGGAUAAAAUUGUAACCAAUAACGGAGUGUUCCCGAUACUGUAUGGGGACGAAUAUUCUGGAGUCUAGAAGUGCCAUCCGCCGUAGAAUUUCUCCCCUCAUCCAAUAUCAUACCGUACUCUACACUUCCUCAUGUUCUCGCGAAUCCCCACCUGCAGCGACAGCGGGGCAAGGAUACCACAUAGCAUAGCACGUGCCAAUCCGGCCUGUCAGCCCGUCAUGAGACCCGACCACACAGCGAAUGCGAAGGAAACAAAGUGCACGCACGCAGUUGACUGCAUACCGUAUCGUAUCGCUAUAUGUGUUUCUAGAGCGAGGAGUCGAGGGCCGCCAAUAAUCGGCGUCCGCGUAGCAAACGGAUCGUUGAGAGGUGAGGGGCUUGCAGCCCUUUGGUAUAGAUUUUCUUUGCGUGUUCGCGAACGACAGCCGGCCUGGGGGUUUUUCUUUUGGGAGAUCGCGGCGGGCUUGCGGAAUCUGUGGAAGCUGUGGAAGAUGGCAGUGCAAGAGGCUGGUCUCGAGCCCACAGUCCUGUGGACGUUUUCCGACUGUUGGGCCUCGGUCCGCCGGCCGAGCGUGCCUCUACGGGCCGACUAUACUAGUAAGCAGCUCCCCUGGGUACCUUGGUACUCCACAGCGACCGUGCCUUCCGAUGCAGAGCGAUCGUCAUGGGGGAUCAUCACGUCCUUCUUUCCCUUCUUCUCCAGGGUAAUAAGUGCCAUACCAACCUACCUACAUGGGCCACCAAGUAUCUACAUGGGGCCUCCUCCCACCUCCGCCCUCCAAACCUGCUCUGCUCUCCGCAGCCCAAGCUGAAGUCUUUCGUCACAUUAACCGUCCGCACUUCCGCCCGUCGUUUUUGUUGGAGGAUUCUCGAAUGCUGUGGCAGUGUCCCCGCACGAUGACGCAGCGCGCCGCAUGUACGGGAGCAUCAUCGACAGGGAUCGUGGCCGGAUCCGCGCCGUGCUGACAAGACUUGGAAACGGAAACACAAACGUCACCAGAUGCAGCCAGACAGCCAGGCAGGCAGCACCUGCGAAACCCGUCCGCCUCGUCAAGAUGCUCGGUCUGGUGGAGGUACACUGCCCUCGGGAUAUUG